Molecule: messenger RNA, 2889 nt
Organism: Armigeres subalbatus
Lineage: Eukaryota; Metazoa; Arthropoda; Insecta; Diptera; Culicidae
Exons: 2
Coding region: 1-2889 (962 amino acids)
Biological process (GO): DNA integration
Molecular function (GO): protein binding; nucleic acid binding
Source: RefSeq, a predicted model, not a curated record
AUGGACGUGGCGACUUUCGGAUCCACGUGUUCGCCCAGUUCAGCGCAGUAUGUGAAGAACGUCAAUGCGAAGCAAUUUGCGAAGAGGUACCCGGAAGCAGCAGAUGCAAUAGUCAAACGUCAUUACGUGGACGAUUACUACGACAGUGUGGACACCGUGGAAGAAGCGAUCAAGAGAGCCAACGAAGUGAGAUAUGUUCAUUCGAGUGGCGGUUUUCGAAUUAGGAACUGGGUGUCUAACUCCAAUGCGUUCCUGCAGGCGGUUGGCGAGCAAAGCGGUGAGUCGGCAGUACACUUUAGCGAAAAUAAGGCUGCAGAGUAUGAACGUGUGCUGGGCGUAGUAUGGGAUACGAUAGAAGACGUCUUCUGUUUUGAGACCGCUUCGAAGUUCGAGUGUUCCAAAGUCCUCCGAGGAGAAGAACGUCCCACCAAGCGGAUGGUACUCAGCAUAGUCAUGGCACAGUUUGAUCCGGCCGGAUUCCUAGCUCCAGUUACCAUCCUGGGUAAAAUGCUGGUGCAAGAUCUGUGGAGAACAGGAUGCCAGUGGGAUGAUGCGGUAGAUGACCUAUCAUACAAAAAGUGGACGCGGUGGACGAGCAUGUUGGCGAAUGUCCAGGCAUUUAAGUUGUCGCGCAGCUACUUCGGCACUGCGAGGUCCGAUGAAAUCCGGGACGUACAGCUGCAUAUAUUUGCGGACGCGGGUGAGACGGGGUAUGGAUGUGUGGCAUAUUUUCGUGCCAUGGUGCGUGGAGAGGUGAAGUGCACGCUAGUGAUGAGCCGGGCGAAAGUUGCUCCCUUGAAACAAGUGUCAAUUCCGCGCCUGGAGCUUCUGGCGGCGGUACUGAGUGCACGGAUGUCACAUACGGUGCUCGAAAACCACAGCAUAUCCAUUAGCAAAGUGGUAUUUUGGAUAGAUGCAGAGGUGGUACUAUCGUGGAUUAGAUCCGACCAGCGCCGCUAUAAACAGUUCGUUGGUUUCCGCAUCGGAGAGAUCCUGAGCUUGACGAGACCAGCAGACUGGCGGUGGGUUCCGACAAGGCUGAACGUUGCAGACCUGCUGACGAAGUGGGGAAAGGAUCCAGAUCUACAUCCGAGUGGUCCGUGGGUACGAGGCCCACAGUUUAUGUACGACCGGGAGGAAAAUUGGCCGAGGAAGAGUUUGCCGCCGGCUAAUACGACUGAGGAACUUCGGGUUCAUCUGUUGCUACACGACGUCAAGAUACCAGCGGUUCUUGUUGACGCGAACCGCUUCUCGAAGUGGACGAUCCUGGUCCGAACGAUAGCGUGCGUGUUUCGGUUUGUGGCGAACUGUAGACGGAAAAAAGGGAAACUGCCGAUAGAAACGUUGCGAGCAACGAAAAGUCAGCUGAAGUCGCAUAUAUUAAAUGCGGGUGCGUCGGUUCGACUACCACUACAGCAGAAGGAGUACGAGCAAGCAGAGCGAUGCUUGCUGAAGGUAGCGCAGUCGGAGAGUUUUAUCGAUGAGCUGAAGGUGCUGUCGAGGAACAAAGAUCGUCCGGCGAGCCAGUGGAUGGCACUUGAGAAGUCUAGUCCGCUAUACAAGCUGACCCCGCUGGUAGAUGAGUAUGGCUUGAUCAGAAUGGAGGGCCGCGUGGAGCGGGCAGAGUUUCUACCGUUCGACUUGCGGUUCCCAGUUAUUCUUCCGAACGACCACAGAAUUACGAAGCUGAUAGUCCAACAUUACCAUGAGAGGAGUGGCCAUGGAUACCGCCAGGCGGUUAAAAACGAGUUGCGGCAGCUGUACUACAUUCCGCAUGUAGAUGCAGUGGUGAGAAAAGUGUCGGCGGCCUGCGUCUGGUGUAAAGUACAUCGCUGUCGUCCCCAUGCUCCACGGAUGGCUCCACUACCAGUGCAGCGCAUUACGCCGAAUCUUCGGCCACUAAGCUACGUGGGCGUCGAUUAUCUGGGGCCGUUUGACGUGACUGUAGGGCGUCGAACAGAGAAACGUUGGAUAGCGCUGUUCACAUGCAUGGUGAUACGAGCGGUACAUUUGGAGGUAGCCCACGGAUUGACAACACAGUCCUGUUUGAUGGCGAUACACCGGUUUACCGGUCGCCGGGGCUGGCCGAUUGAAUUCUUCUCCGACAACGGGACGAAUCUGCGAGGAGCAAGCAAGGAAGUAGUAGAGGUUGUACAGGGCAUCAGAGAUGACUACCAGCUGACGAAUGCAAGGACGAGGUGGACGUUCAAUCCUCCCGCUGCGCCUCAUAUGGGGGGCGUCUGGGAGCGGUUGGUGCGUUCCGUGAAGGAGGCGUUAACAGCGUUGAACGAUGGAAGGCGACUGACGGACGAGAUUUUGCAGACGGUAAUCGUUGAGGCUGAGGACAUCGUCAAUUCUCGUCCCCUCACCUACGUGUCGCAACAGAACAACGAGGCAGAAGCACUAACCCCAAACCACUUCUUGAGGGGUGGGUCACCGAAUCAGCCAAGCGGUACACCGCCGCCACCCAAUCCGGCAGUGGCUCUCCGGGACGCCUUCCAGCGGUCCCAGCAAAUAGCCAGCGUGAUGUGGGAUAGAUGGAUCAAGGAGUACGUGCCUUUGCUGAACCGGAGGUCCAAGUGGUUCGGCGAAUCAAGACCGUUGCAAGCAGGAGAUUUGGUGUAUAUCGUAGAUGGUACCAACCGUAAGUGUUGGGUUCGUGGAGUGGUAGAAGAACCCAUAGUGUCCGGAGACGGAAGGGUCUGUCAAGCGUGGGUGCGUACUAGCACCGGAAGGUAUAAGCGAGCGUCAGCGAGGCUGGCCGUGAUAGAAGUUGAGGAAGGUAACCCUGAGCCGGAAGUGGCCUCCGGGGCAGAGUUACGGGCCGGGGAAUGUUCUGGCAACCCUGCCCAGACGCAGCCGCAUCACAACCAAUAUUUGGCCGAUUAG